Molecule: messenger RNA, 795 nt
Organism: Pseudogymnoascus destructans
Lineage: Eukaryota; Fungi; Ascomycota; Leotiomycetes; Thelebolales; Thelebolaceae
Exons: 4
Coding region: 1-795 (264 amino acids)
Source: RefSeq, a predicted model, not a curated record
AUGGCGCCUCACAAGAAGGUCCCCACAGCUCCCGUUCCUGCAGUCACCACUCGCAAGAGAACGGCAGCCCAGAUGUUGGGCUCCCCUAGGUCCAAGGCACUAGUUACGCCCACUCCAUCUAGGUCGGUGUCAUCCCAACGCCCAUGCGCCAUCCGACCCUACCGUUCGCCUACUGUCGAGGAUGGGCCAGAGGAAGUGGACGACCCUAGAUCUUCCACCAACAUUCCCAAGGAGAUGCGCACCGUGCUUGGGUGGAAGGUCGCCGCCCGCUGCGUGGUUCCCGAGUCUGCAGGGCGCCUUCGCGCUGGCCCUCGCCCUUGCUGCGUGAAGUGCGCCCGCACCUAUUUCAACUUCCCUGGACAAUUGUGUUGGAUCCCAGGAGAUUUGGGGAAGUGCGGCGAUUGCCUUCAGGGCAACCACCAAUGCGUCCCACUUGCCGCUGAUGCUUUCUUGGAUAGCCAGGCUGAUGACGACGAUGCUGGGUUUGAGGCCAACUCCAGCACUACCAUCCAGGCCCUUGCUGCCCUCCGCGAGGCCCAGCGCAUCUGCUCUAACGGUACGGGAGUCGUCGCGCCAGGACCCUCUGCGGUUGUUGUGCGCAAGGUGGACAACCCCCAGCAGGCGCUUCUCCACCAAGCUGAGACUCUCGUCGAGCUGGGCAAGGCGAAGACUGAGGGCCUCAAGGCUGCCACACAGGUGUUCCACGCCUCCGUCGACGCGGUCCUCGAUGCCUACCAGUCCGGGCUCGAGGCCUACGCCAACUCUAUGAAGCAGCUGGAGCCCAACGCGGAGUGA